AUAUCCGUUCGCCGUCGUUUCUCCGGUCCGCUUCUAUCCAGAAGUUCUCGGCUGGGAGCGAAGAAUCGAAUGAAAUGGCCGCUCACUGCGUCUCCACCGUCCAGGCUGCCACCGCCGGAAUCAACCAAUUCCGCCACAGAAAUUCCGUCCAACUCGCAGCGGAGGAAUUAAAGUUUCCCUGCCUCGGUUCUCCCACCGGAAUUUCACUGCAGCCCUUCAAGUUCAGACCCUUUUUCUCGAAGCAUUCACCCAUCAAAGCCACAAUCUCUCUCAGCCUCCCAACCUCGAAUCCGGACGCAGUUGUUUCUCUAGAGAAUGCUCCCAAAUGGUCAUCAAAGUCGAUUAGGUCGUUUGCAAUGGCUGAAUUGGAAGCAAGGAAGCUUAAGUAUCUUACAACAGGGACAGAAGCUCUCGUCAUGGGUAUUUUAAAUGAGGGGACUAAUUUUGCUUCCAAAAUUUUGUGGUCCAUGGGUAUUACCCUUUUCAAAGUGCGUGAAGAAACAAUCAGGAUUUGCGGGGAAGCUAACUUUUUUAAUUUCAGUCCUGAACAUCCCCCCUUGACCGAAGAUGCACAAAAGGCCCUUGAUUGGGCUCUUAAUGAGAAGGUCAAAGAAGGAGAUGGCGGAGAGAUUACAACUAUUCAUUUACUACUUGGAGUUUGGUCACAAGAGGGGUCACCAGGUUACAAGGUGUUGGCUACCCUUGGGUUCAACGACGAAAAAGCUCAAGAGCUGAAGGCCUUAAUUUCGAAACCUGGUUUUAAGGAGGACUAGUAGAGCCUGUAGACACUCAAGGCUGCCAUUAAAGUUGAUUCUUUUAAUCCAUAAUGCUACACUUUGAUGUCAUGUUAAAUAUGGAUGAUUAUUCUGUUAUAUUCUGUAAUUUGGAAGAACAUAUUUUAUGAUGAAACAUAAUUUUCUCAUUAAAA
Messenger RNA from Ipomoea triloba (trilobed morning glory), 928 nucleotides. RefSeq names its product ATP-dependent Clp protease ATP-binding subunit CLPT2, chloroplastic-like. NCBI's taxonomy places the organism in Eukaryota, Viridiplantae, Streptophyta, Magnoliopsida, Solanales, Convolvulaceae. The record is from RefSeq and is a predicted model, not a curated record. The transcript is spliced from 5 exons. The coding region runs from base 75 to 773 and encodes 232 amino acids.